AGAUCCAUGUCGUUCCCAACUCGCCCACCUUUCACCUUUUUUACUGUUACUUCCUUUUGUUGUCAUGUGAACUAAGCCGGCCGCCUUUAAUUACUUACCGCUUUGGAGGGGGAGACCUUCCAGGGGGUUCUCUGAGAUUUUUCCCUUCCCUGCCUCUGUUUCUUCCCACCUGCUUCCGUAAUAGUAGUACGGUUUCGUCUGUUCCCGCCGCCCUUCCGCAACAAGGUGGGACUUGGGGGAAGCAAAGAAAAUUAAAAAAUUGGAGUGGGGGAGAGACAAGAAGAGAGAGAGAUUGAUUCUCUGGAGUUCUGAUCCCUCGGGAGAGAUUACCAGAAAUACGGUAGUUGUAUACCAAGAUAGAGAAAGGAAGGAGUUUGGCUGGAAUCGAGGCUGUUUCAAAUUGCUGGGAAUUUUGAAUUGUGGACAUAUUGGUGCAUCUCUGGACCCUUUGGAAGCGUGCAAAAAUGUCAAGGGGAUCAGACCAGGAAAAAGCUUUUUGGUGAAAAGAUUUGGACCUUAGGAUUUUCUUCCUUUAAAGUAUGGAAAAUCCCUACACCAACCGUCGCCAAAGGGGAGAUGGUUCUUGGCCUUCAUCAGAAGGAGGUACUGCAAGCACGAGCUCUGAUUAUUGUUUUAAUUCUCCUGAACUCAUGGAUUUCGAUAGCUAUCUCGAAUCCUGCAAUAUUUUAACCACGGACCCAGCUUCUGCAUUGUUCGGUCUGAAUCCCGUUUCACCAUCGAACAGCUUUGCUGCUCACCAUGACGUACUGCCGCAUGUGGAAUAUGGUCCUUUCAGCAUGGCAGGCUCUUCUCUAAACUGCAGUAAUAGAAAUCCUACUUCAGAUGGUGCAAAUUCUCCCAUGAUGCUCAAGUCACUCGGUCCGUCCGAUUCUUUUGACGUGGCUUCUAAUGGACUUCCUCUGGGCAGUUUUCAGGAGAAAAAUGCACUUGAAAGUCUACGCCAUGGUUCUUCUCAACCUGAGCAGUACCAUGCAAAUAAAAUCACUUCCCGAUGGCCUCAAGGUGCAACUUCUUCAUAUCAGCAACUGUCAAAGAAAGUAGGCCUGAGCCCAGGACCUUGGGCACUUCAAGAAGGAAAUUUGGGCAGAUACAUGGGUUCAACAUCACACAGUGGGAUAGAGAAAACCGGCCAAGAUGACGUGGUUGAUUGUUCAAGUGACAAAGGGAAUGAAAGGGUUUCUAGAUCGCUUGGAUUGUCAUUUUCUGAGAGAAUGCUCAAGGCAAUUUCACUGAUCAUGGACAGAGCUGGGACGGGCAUUCUCAUGCAGGUUUGGGUACCCAUGAAAGUGGGUGGCAGAUAUGUCCUGAGUACAUCUGAUCAACCUUGUUUACUGGAUCGGAACCUUGCUGGGUACCGUGACAUUUCAAGAAAGUUUACUUUCUCGGCCAGAGAAGCGCCUGGUUUAUAUCCAGGGCUUCCUGGGCGCGUUUUUAUUUCUCAAGCGCCUGAAUGGACUUCAAGUGUUAGAUAUUACCAUCAAGAUGAGUAUUUGAGAGUGAAUCAUGCUUUUGAACAUGAUGUCCAUGGUUCUCUUGCUUUGCCAGUUUUUGAGCCGCAUAAACAGUCUUGUUCUGCUGUGCUGGAGCUUGUGACGACAAAAGAAAGAUCUGAUUUUGGUCCUGACAUAGAAAGUGCUUGCCAUGCUUUGAAGGCUGUCAACUUAGGAAGCUGGGAAGACAAGCGGCAUCUUCAGAAUCACACGGCGGGCCAUGUAGCUGCUUUGAGGGAGAUAGCUGACAUACUGAGAGCCAUUUGUCAUGCACAUAAUUUACCCUUGGCCCAGACAUGGACACCAAUUGGUCGAACAGAUGUAACUACUGGUGAUUAUCACACCAUGAAAGAUGCUGCCAUGGCAAAGAGAACUUUGUUAGGAAUCCAGGAAUCUGCUUGCUAUGUGAAUGAUGGUAUGAUGGAAGGGUUCCAUCAAUCAUGUUUGAAGUGUUACCUAGAGAAAGGUCAAGGCAUUGUUGGGAAGGCACUUCAGUCAAAUUAUCCCGUUUUCUCUAGAGAUGUGAAGCUUUUUAGUAUCAAAGAUUUCCCAAUUGUACACCAUGCUCGUCGUUUUGGUCUGAAUGCUGCUGUGGCGAUUAGGAUAAGGAGUACUCACACUGGCAACUAUGAUUAUAUCUUAGAACUGUUCCUUCCAGUUAACUGCAGAACAGGCAUUGAGCAACAACGUUUACUGGAUAGUCUCUCAACUACCAUGCAGCAUCUUUCUAGAAGCUUAAGAACAAUCAAUGAUUCUGAGUUACUGGAUGAUGGAUGUGCACUAGGAAACCUUCAGGCAAAUAAAGAAAAGGUUUAUUCUUCAGUAGGUAUACCUUGCAAGCUGCCUCGGCCAACUAAGGACAAUGAUCAGUACUUGAAUGAUGAGAAAAAUGUCCAAAUUGCAGGUCCUAUAAAGGAGCACACAGAAGCACACAUUGAUCCCGAACAGGUUAUGCUUGACCAUAGAAAGCAAUGGGACCGAAAGCGCAAUUCAGUGGAGAAAAGUAUAAGUUUGAGCCUUCUUCAACAGUACUUUGCUGGUAGUCUUAAGGAUGCUGCUAGAAGUCUUGGUGUUUGUCCGACAACGUUAAAAAGAAUUUGCAGACAGCAUGGAAUCUCAAGAUGGCCAUCCCGCAAAAUAAACAAAGUUAAUAGGUCACUGAAGAAGCUCCAGCUUGUCCUUGACUCAGUAAAGGGAGCAGAAGGGGCCCUGAGGUUUGAUGCCAUCAGUGGAGGUUUGUUUGCAUCUGUUUCUGGCCCUCGAGAAACACAAACCAAUGAGCCUAACUGCUCUAGCACUGAUCAGAUAAGCUCUUCAUUUCUGAAAUCAGAGUUAGCAACUAAGCAAGACAUACAGAGACAUUCUAGCCCUGCAAAUGCAGGCCAACAGGUUGAAGAGAAGCCAGGGAUACAUAGAUUACAGGCAAGUGGGUGUCCGCUGGAUUCAUCUGCAAGAUUUCCUUGUAUGUCAGAAUGUGAUGCCGAACAAGGUAAGACUACCACUGCUGAUAUUGAUGAUGAUCCUGUUGCUGCUGGUUUUGGGUGUACACUGCCAGUGCCUCAUCGUGAGUGUAAGCCAGAGGUCAUGGUAGCUGAAAGGCUGGCUGGACCGUACCUCUUAAAAGAGGAAUGCAAUGAAGGAAGCUAUAAUAGGCAUAUCACAAAUCUUGACAGUUCUGACCACCAUGUUACAUCUAGGAGCCCCAAGUCCAUGGGUGCACAACAAAAAGAGGUGUCUGCUUUGGAUAGCGUAGAACAGGAGCAUCUUACCUCAUCAAGCACCACAGACUCAUCUGGUUCACUGAUGAAUAGCAGUGAACCAAGUUCUCCAACUUUAGUCCCACACGGCGGUUCCAACGGGAAUAAGAAGAGCAUGAAUAGUGGUGAUACCAGAAUUACAGUGAAAGCUACAUAUAGAGGAGACACAGUGAGGUUUAAGUUUGCACUUUGUCUAGGAUGUGCACGGUUGCUUGAGGAAGUUGGUGGGCGGUUCAAUCUGGCUUUUGGAACAUUUCAACUGAAAUAUCUGGAUGAUGAAGAUGAGUGGGUGAUGCUGGUGAAUGAUGAUGAUCUGCGGGAGUGUAUUGACAUCAUGGACUCAAUUGGAGCUAGCAGUCUUAAGCUUUUGGUUCGUGAUUCAUCUUUGAACAGCUCUGGUAGUACUAGCAAUUUGUCGGGCUAAAGUUCUUGAAGUGAUGGAACAUUUUGUGGUCACACCUGUUAGUGUUGAUGGUUUCUGUUGGCUCCUCGCUAAGUUUUCUCCGUUGAAAGCUCUUGGUGCCUCCUGGAUAACAAGCCAGCCCGUGAGAACAGGUUCCAUGUGAAAGUUCAACGUGUAGGUGGAUUGGUGCGGAUGUGUCGGAUAUGCUCGUGGAAUGUUUCUUUUUGCUUCUUGGUUGAUGUGAAAUUACCGACUUGAAUGCUUCUUGUUGUGUUUCUCCUGUAGAAGUUAUAGCUCAUGAUUGUAGUGUAGCAUAUAGUUUUCCAAAUCCAUCCUGUGUACAAAAAUACUGUAUAUAAAGCUUCCAUUGGUUGUUCA
This is a messenger RNA of Nymphaea colorata (pocket water lily), 4049 nucleotides long. RefSeq names its product protein NLP2-like. The record is from RefSeq and is a predicted model, not a curated record. Bases 540 to 3692 code for a protein of 1050 amino acids. Gene Ontology annotation, molecular function: protein binding; DNA-binding transcription factor activity. Lineage: Eukaryota; Viridiplantae; Streptophyta; Magnoliopsida; Nymphaeales; Nymphaeaceae. The transcript is spliced from 6 exons.